This is a messenger RNA of Musa acuminata AAA Group (dessert banana), 1341 nucleotides long. RefSeq lists its product as uncharacterized. NCBI's taxonomy places the organism in Eukaryota, Viridiplantae, Streptophyta, Magnoliopsida, Zingiberales, Musaceae. The record is from RefSeq and is a predicted model, not a curated record. The transcript is spliced from 3 exons. Bases 384 to 812 code for a protein of 142 amino acids.
UCCGGCGGUGGUUAAAAGAGCUUCCCGGCGUGGUUUAUCGCCCUCGCUUUGACUCUGGUUUUAUGAUUCACGUUCGCCCACGUUCCUGAUUUCUCGAGGAGUUACCAUCUCUUCUCCUUGGUCCAGUUAUUUCCCUCUUCUCUUGGUUGUAGCUCCGCCUAUGUAUCUUUGUUCUUCGUUUCCUGGGAGUUUUCCUCUUUGUGCGGCUUAAAGCGAUCGGAAAACUGCAGCAAAAUCCAAUCUUGAUUCCGGAACUUGGCUUUUAAGAAUCCGGGAUUUCAUUUCCUGGAGGAAAGGUUGCUCCUUUUUGGCGCUUGCAUUGGGUUCCAAGGUUUGGGUUUUGAGGGCAUUUCUUCCGAAGAUUUCCUCUUCUGGAUCGUGAAAUGGGCUUUCAAUUGCUGAGAUCUGACACGAAGGUUUCAUCCUGCAAUUGCCACUAUCCUCUCGUCUGGUGCUCGAAGUCGUCGGUCUGCUAUUACCCGCCUUGCCUUCCAAAGUCACAGUGGGAAUAUGCCCAAAAUGUUACUACCAGAUCAGCUCCAGUUCCCAUUGCUUUGGAGGAGAAGCACUCUGAUGACAAGGUUGCGAUCGAGCAGAAUAGUUCAGAGGAUGGAAAGGUUGAGAUCUUUCUGAAGAGCAGCCUAAAGAAACCAAGGGAAAUGGAUUCAGAACAGGUCCGAAAGGGCAAUGUCAAAUGGAUGGACUUGUUGGGGAAGGAACUUGCUGAGAUCAAAGAAUUCGAGACAGAUGAGUCUGAAGAGCCAGAGGAUUACACUGAUGGCGACACGGCAUGCAUUUGUGUCAUUCAAUGAAAACGAUUUACUUCUCUGAAGUCUUCAUGGAGAACACCAAGCUGAGUAAACAUCAUCCAGCUGCUACAAAAAUCCACUCGAUGAUCUGAUUCUGCAUGAAACUCACCAUCGAGAACUGACCAUGAGCCAUCAAGCACCCAGCUAUCCUGCUCCUUUCGGUUCCCAUUCGCAUCAACAAGUCGAAGCUAAAUGCCAAGGAGAUGCAUCCAGCUCCAGAGUGGCCCUGAGUUGGAAGUGAAUGUGAAAGCUAACAGGAGGAUCUAUCAGUGCCCAGGUUAUCCAGCUUGAUGGCAAAUGCAUUAGAAGUUAUCCUAUGUUGGAUUUAAUUGGAACUGAUUUUUUUUUCUUUUUUCUUUCCUUUUUUUUGGAGGGGGGCAUGAAAUCAUGGUUGUUGUGUUGGUUGUUCUCUCAUUAUGGAGCCUUCUGAACUCUAAAUGCAAUCUGUUGAGACUUCCAGCUGAUUGCAGAAACUUGACAUUAGAAAGGCUUCUAAUCAGUGAAAUCUGAUGCUGUGACCUUUAUGUGUCGA